Molecule: messenger RNA, 421 nt
Organism: Eurytemora carolleeae
Lineage: Eukaryota; Metazoa; Arthropoda; Copepoda; Calanoida; Temoridae
Product: cilia- and flagella-associated protein 251
Exons: 3
Coding region: 38-397 (119 amino acids)
Source: RefSeq, a predicted model, not a curated record
GAAGCAUGGAUCUCACAAUUUUGUUUUGUAGUUUCAGAUGAGCGAUGAACAGGAAAAAGGAACACGGGAGGAGCAGGAGAACCAGGAGGAGGGAACAAUGAAAGAUUUGGAGGAAAAGGUUGAUCAGGUUGACCUUCAGGCUGCAGGAGGUUCAGAUGAAACUCCAGAUGAUGAAGUAGAAAAGCAUGAGGAGCCAGCAUCAGAAGAGAAGGUGGAAGAAGAAACAAAGGAAGAGAAAGAAGAAGAAAAAGUAGAAGAAAAAGUAGAAGAAAGAGCUGAAGAAGAAAAAGUAGAAGAAAAAGCUGAGGAAGAAAAAGUAGAGGAACCAGAUAAAGCACUGCUAAAAGAACAGUUCAGCUUGUUUUCAAAAUUCGGAGAUAAGGUUAACAAGAGAUAGAAAUAACAAUAAUUGUAACAAUAA